AUGGCCUCAGCAAUGGCGGGCUCCCACGCGGAGGCAGAGGCGGCGUUGUUGCUGCUGUGCGAGGCGGGCGCCAAGCAACUCGUGUCGGCAUCGUCGCACCUGCUCUUCCGCGCCACCGUGCUCGCCACGCUCACGCUCGUCGUCCUCUUCGCCAUGCACUACCCGUCCUUGCUCUCCCACUCCUUCAGCCCCUCCACGUUGCCCGCGUCCGGCUCCGGCUCCUCCUCCUCUUCCUCCUCGCCGUAG
This is a messenger RNA of Miscanthus lutarioriparius, 246 nucleotides long. The record is from the annotation of a GenBank genome assembly. Lineage: Eukaryota; Viridiplantae; Streptophyta; Magnoliopsida; Poales; Poaceae.